CAUUCUCAAUGUACCUUCACUAGUAUGUGCCUAUAUAUAUGUACAUAGCACUUCAUUGGCCUUUCCUCAAUUCACUAGCUACAUCCUCUUUAUAACUCUUAAUUUGAAGAUGAUUUUUCAUUACAUUUUCAACUUACUUUCUAGUGAUUGAGUUGAUGAAACAUGGAGCUAAAUUGACUAGUGUUCAUGCUCUCUCAAUGCAAUAUUAUACAAUUCAAUGUCCGUUAGCCGAGAUGUUUGUCAAGAACACUGUGAAUCAAGCUCUGCAAAAUGACCCGACUCUCGCGGCCGGUCUUCUUCGUAUGCAUUUUCAUGACUGUUUCGUCGAGGGAUGUGAUGGCUCGGUAUUGAUUGAUUCGACUAAAAAUAACACCGCGGAGAAAGAUUCUCCGGCGAAUUUGAGUUUGAGAGGAUAUGAAGUUAUUGAUAAAGCAAAGGAAUUGAUUGAGAAUCAAUGCCCAGGUGUUGUUUCAUGUGCUGAUAUUGUUGCAAUGGCUGCUAGAGAUGCUGUGUUUUGGGCUGGAGGACCAGUUUAUGAUAUACCAAUGGGAAGAAAAGAUGGAAGAAGAUCAAGAAUUGAAGACACAAUAAACUUGCCUGCACCAAUCUUGAAUGCAACAUCUCUAAUCAAAAUGUUUUCUAAGCAUGGUUUCACUGUUCAAGACUUGGUUGCCUUAUCUGGAGCUCACACACUAGGGGUGGCAAGAUGCUCAUCAUUUAAAAACAGACUAAGUAAUUUCGAUGCCAAGCACAAUAUUGAUCCAUCAAUGAACUCUCGUAUGGCGACGGCAUUGAUAAAGCAAUGCCAGAACGGAGACGAUGUUACUGUGGCAUUGGAUCAGACAAAGAACUCUUUCGACAAUGCGUAUUUCGACGCGGUCGAGUCAUCGACCGGAUUGCUUACUUCUGAUCAAACAUUGUACAUGAACCCUCAGACCAAAGGUUGGAUUGAUGCUUAUGCCAUGAACCAGGCCAGGUUCUUCUUGGACUUCCAAAGUGCCAUGGUUAAAAUGGGGCUCAUUGAUGUUAAGGAGGGGAAUGAUGGUGAAAUAAGGCUCAAUUGCCGUGUUGUUAAUUAAUUAAUUCAUUCAUGAACUUUGAUGAACUUGAAUAUAUGGAUGCAUGAAUUGUAUAAUUGAUGUUCAUGUUGUUGUUGUUGUAAUAAGUCUUAAGUCCAUGUUGAAUGUUGAUGUAGUUUUGUUUGUAAGGAUUGGACUAAAUAUGAACUAGAAGUUUGAUUGUGAA
Molecule: messenger RNA, 1245 nt
Organism: Dioscorea cayenensis subsp. rotundata (Guinea yam)
Lineage: Eukaryota; Viridiplantae; Streptophyta; Magnoliopsida; Dioscoreales; Dioscoreaceae
Product: peroxidase 47-like
Exons: 4
Coding region: 156-1079 (307 amino acids)
Biological process (GO): response to oxidative stress; hydrogen peroxide catabolic process
Molecular function (GO): peroxidase activity; heme binding
Source: RefSeq, a predicted model, not a curated record